Linum trigynum is the source of this 1762-nucleotide messenger RNA. Lineage: Eukaryota; Viridiplantae; Streptophyta; Magnoliopsida; Malpighiales; Linaceae. The record is from the annotation of a GenBank genome assembly.
UUCCCCUCAACUGGAUAUGUAGUCUGUAGAGUGUAGAUUGUGUAGACACAGUGGAGGAAGAGAUUCGGCACCACUGCUGACUGCACUGCUCAUGGAGAACUUGCCUUCGUCUCUGCUCGUCGACAUCCUGAGCCGUCUCGACGAUUCCGGGCAUGUGGCACGCUGCAGGCUAAUUUCGAGAAACUUCUCCGCGGCCGCUCGUGAAGUCCAAUCGGUGAAAUUCUUCUGCUCUUUGUCCCGCUAUCUGAAAUCGCGGUCGCCGGAGACCAGAGACCGAAUUACGCCUUUCAAGGCCGUGCUCGGCAACCUGUUCCGCGGUUCUCGCGUCCCCAUAGAGUCCGCUUCGAUUGGCGUGGAGAAAUCCCUCGCCGGGAUAUCGUACGACGACGUGGAGGACGAGUCGGACGAUUUGCACCUGACCGACGCGAGGUUCGUGGAGGAGUGGUUGCCUAGGGUUUCUGGAGAGCUGAGGUCGCUUUCAAUUUCGGAUUUUUGGAUUCAAUCUUGCUGGAGAAAAUCGGAGAUUCUGAAGCUCAUUUCUUCUUGCUGCCACGCUCUUCUGGAGCUUGAGGUGAAGAACGCUUGGUUAUCCGUAGAUGGUUUAAAUUCAAUGCCUAUGCUCAGUGUUUUGACCCUCGAGUUCGUGAGGUUAGAUGAUGAAGAUCUAAACAAGGUCAACGAUUGCUUCCCAUGUCUUCAAGUUCUGAAUUUGAUAGGAGUUGGAGGACUUAAAGAACCCAACAUUUGUCUUCCUCGGCUGAAGACUUGUCAAUGGACGGUAUCAAAUGCUCCAUUUUCUUUGACCAUACUUGCGCCCAGCCUUGUGAAACUCGAGCUGAGAUGCAUUAGACCCAGAUCCCUAGUUAUCAAAGCUCCAAUGUUGGCAGAUUGUCGUAUUUAUAUUGUGGAAGUGAAUGAGCUCCAAGUGAACCAUUUCCUGCAUCUGGAAAGCCUUCAGCUUGAUUCGGGAAACAUUUGCUCUCUCCUUCAUUCAUUUGCUUCUGCCACUGCAAUAAAUGAGGUAAAGUUAAAUUCUUCCAGAUCCAAUGAGACUGAUGAUGCACUCUGCUUGGAAUCGGCAUUCGAAGUUUUCCCAAAUGUGAGCUCCCUAACUCUGCAGUCUGGGGCUUGGUCCGAGAUGGUGACAUGCUUUCUCUCCAAUGGCCUGAAGACUCGGUCCCCUAUGAAAGACUUGAAACUUGUUGAGAAUUGGGUUACUCAUCCACUCUGAUGCUGAUCAUGGAGCGUUCUUUAGUCUCGUCUCUAAUUGGGCAAGCAAACACCCGAGAAUUAAAUGGAAAUGUGGGACAUGGAAAGAAGGUGCAGAGGACAUCUGGGUUUCAGACUGCUACUGAUGUGAUCAACAUGAUAAACCAGUUGAACAAGGUUCUGAGGGUCAGAGUUAUGUGUAUUACAGAAGCGAAUAAUUUUGUGUUGUUUUCUCAAGCUGACAGAGUGAAGCUGCAGAGGUGGCGGUUAUUUGGCUGGGAGAAUAAAAUGUGUAUGCUGUAGUAGUAAGUACUAACUAGAAGUAGCACAGGUUGAAGAACACUCAGUCUUGGUCUUGUAUACGGUGUAAAAUUCCUCGUUACGAGUUGAUCCUCCCUCUGUUAUGUCAUAAGAUAAGAGGAUAAGGGUGCGGUAGUCUAGUAGUGUUGUACUUAAAGCAGUUAAUCCUUGUAAAUUAGUAUACAUAAUGUUCGCAGGUGGCAUUAUAUAAUGGAAAGUUCUGGAACGUCUAAAAUAAAUGGUUGUGUUUGUU